GCGAUCAUCAUCACACAAUCUUAGUUCCGCUUGUCAUUCGUUCCACGGCUCGAGUUCCCGAAGCGAACCGGGUCAUGAGUGCCGAUAAUUCCCGAUCCGAUGUUCUUCUGCCGUUGCGGAACCUCAGUAACUCGGUGAGAUGCAGCAGAGAUCGAGUGAGAGAUGGAGAGUCGAAUGAAUCCAGCGGGACGUUCAGUUUGUCAAACUUCUGGGAGAUUCUGAAUGAUGCUGUAAAAGUAACGUCUCAAGAAGCAACAAAACUCAGUUUAAUCUUCUCGAAGCCGCCGUCAGAGGAGGACUGUGCCAAAAUAGCUGAAUGUGUCCAGAAGAGCGUGCUGACCUUGUCCACCGUUUACUUCUGGUUACCAAAGAGCCAGGGAGUGACGCUGAGGAAGGCGGUGCGAGACGCGACGGUGGAGGUGCUGGACGAACUCCUUCAGCUGAUGGAGGUCAUUCUCUCCUCUCCUGUGCACAGUCUCUCACAGGAGCAGCUGAUGUCGACUGGAGGAGUUUGGGCCGCGUGUGACAAGUUUAAUCAGCUGCCAAAAGAUAACCGCAGUGCCGUGUUGGCCGUCUUGACUUCAUAUGCUGGUUUGGUGAAAGAUGCGCUGGAAGAAAUGGAGCAGGCUCUGGCUGAGACUCAAGACCCGUUCGCUGACGUCUUACCUGAUGAUGAAGAUGAUGAUGAAGGAAUGGGAGGCCGGGGGAACCAGGACACGUACUGGUCCCCGUCGGACCGGCUGCUGGUGUGUCAGUGUCGGGGUUUGAUGAAGGCGUCCGGAGCGAGUCUGCGUAAACUCUCCUCUGCUGUCCGAAACACCGGCUCCACGGAGACUGAGGAGAACAUCACACAGUUGGACGACCUCGCAGACGCUGCUAAAGACAUCAGUCCUGGCAUUGAUGACCUCGCCCUCAGUCUCUACCCCCCCGUGGACCGCCCGGCUGUCAAUCAUAAUGUGUGUAAACUGGCAUGUGUGCUGAAGAAAGUGCUGGAGAUCACGAGGUCCAGUCAUGUCUGUGGCGAGGCCGAUGUGUGCUGGGUGCAGUUCCUGAGCGGAGCUGUCGAACACAACCUGGAGAAGCUCGAGUCGCUGCUGAACUGCGGGUCCUAGAGACUCACGGCCCCGGGCGGGUCCUAGCAGAGACUC
Rhinichthys klamathensis goyatoka is the source of this 1148-nucleotide messenger RNA. RefSeq names its product cyclin D-type binding-protein 1 (gene ccndbp1). Gene Ontology annotation, biological process: regulation of cell cycle. The coding region runs from base 75 to 1112 and encodes 345 amino acids. Lineage: Eukaryota; Metazoa; Chordata; Actinopteri; Cypriniformes; Leuciscidae. The record is from RefSeq and is a predicted model, not a curated record. The transcript is spliced from 11 exons. Gene Ontology annotation, cellular component: nucleus.